UUUUGAUCUCCUCACCCAGAAGACUGGUUUCAGCGACUGCGUGUUUCUUGACACGAUUAACAAGCGACCAGGGAGCCCUUUUCAAUCAGCUUCCAUGUCGUUCAUCGGCAGCGGACCCACAUGCUUUGUGACCCCAACUGUGACCCCUAACAUGACCUCCACACAGGAGUUCACCAUCUCUUUGUGGGUCUGGCCAAAGAUGAAUAAUAAUGGAACCCUAAUCCAGAAAGUUUCAAAGCAGACUGGAGACAUUGUGUUUGAGCUGAACAUUAGACAGUCGCGCGUAAACUUUGUUUAUCGCAGCGACAAUGGUCUCCUCACAGUUACUUUCCCUGACACAGUACCAGCAGAGAAAUGGACGUACAUCGCUAUUCAGGUGUAUGGUACAAAGAUGAGUUUCUUCAUGAACGGAGUCGGCCCAGGUUUUUCCCCUGCCUACACGGUGACUCUUGCAAGCGCAGUGCAGAAUUCCACGGACUCCUGGGUCCGAGUUGGCCUCACACUCAGUGGUACCUACCAGUUUCUGGGACGCAUUCAAGAUUUCCGUUUCUACCAAGUAACGCUCUCCAACCGUGAGAUAGUGGAGGACUUUUCAGGAAUAUUUCCAUCACUCCGAGUCCAGUCGAAUUGUAGAUGCCCAUCUGCCUACCCUCGCGCUAAACCACAACAGGUCCACUACUGCAUAAAGAAUGGGGAACCAGACAACACCAAUGACCAUGUUCUGAGACUCAACCCCGAGGCCCACCCCCUUGAGUAUGUGAACGAUGGCGAUGCCAACAGCAUGUGGAUUUCAGACUUCAUGAAUCAGGUCAACCUUGUAACAGACCUCGGCGAUGAAUUUGAGGUAUUUUACGUGAUGCUGCUGUUCUACAGCCCACUACCACUUGCUGUGGAGAUUCAACGCAAGCCUGACAACAAGACAGUCCAGUGGUUACCAUGGCAACAGUUCGCUAGCAACUGCCAGCUGUAUUUCAAUGCUGUCGACAAUGGGCCCCUGCCUACACCAACCAGUAUCAACUGUGUGAAGAUCAACCAGAAUAUCCCAGACUACUCCAAGGGGAACAUCACAUUCAAUAUCUUGAGUCCCGAGCCUGUUCCACGCCCGGGCUACAACGACUAUUUCAACACCCCCGAACUCUUUGGCUUUGUCAAGGCUCGACACGUGCGUGUUCGUCUACAGGACCAUUUCUUUGUGACAAAUGAGCGCCAUCGAUACUACGGAUUGUAUGAGUAUAGUGUUGUGGCAAGGUGUGAGUGCUAUGGUCAUGCUGCCACAUGCAAUUCCUCCACCCUACCUUACCAGUGCAACUGUCUGCCAGAGUCAUACACACAUGGACGCCAGUGCAACGAGUGCAUGCCACUGUACAACAACAAGCCGUUCAGGCGCGGUACCCAGUCUGAGGCUUUUGACUGCCAGCCCUGUGAAUGCUACAACCAUGCGGACACUUGCGUCUACAACCGGACAAUUGACCCGUUUCCAGACGCACACCUGAUGGGUGGGGGUGGGGUGUGUGUUGGUUGCCGUGACAACACGGAGGGACGCCACUGUGAGAGGUGCACCCUCGGAUGGUACCGACCCAAUGGGAAGAGCAUGUACGACGCUGAUGUCUGCAGCCCAUGUGACUGCUUUCCGCUUGGCGUUGAUAAUCUGCAGAUGGACUGUGCAAAGGAGGGUGGUCAAUGCCAAUGUAAGCAGCAUGUGGAGGGCCGGCGAUGCAGCACAUGUAAGUCAGGCUUCUACAACCUGACUGCUGAUAACCCCCUCGGCUGUCAGGAUUGUGGUUGCAGUCUGGCAGGGUCCAGGCUUGGUGACGUCACCUGUGCGUCGGCAGACGGGCAAUGCAAUUGCAAGACCAAUGUUAGAGGUUUGAAAUGUGAUACCUGCCAGUACGGUUUCUACUUCCUGAAUGCCUCCAACCCAGAUGGUUGUCAACCGUGCAACUGCAACCCAUUUGGUUCAACCAACCAGUACUGUGAGCCAACAACUGGUCAGUGUUCCUGCAAAAUGCGCGUGACCUCGCGUCAGUGCAACGAAUGUGAGGAUGGGUAUUAUGCCUUCGAGAGUGGAUGCUUGCCGUGUAACUGUAGUACCACCGGAACCAAGGCCGGGGGAAUCUGUGACAAGAUUACAGGACAGUGCCCUUGUAAGACCCACGUGCAAGGGCUGAAAUGUGACGAAUGUCGGGAUGAGAAGUAUGGGUUUGGUUCCCUGCCUGACCUCGGCUGUACAGACUGCACAUGUAACCCUGCUGGCACCCAGAAUGGAUCAAUGUUGUGUAAUAAGGUAACUGGUGACUGCGUAUGCAAGGCUAACGUCCAGGGAACCAGCUGCAACCAGUGCAAGGGAAACACGUGGGGUCUCAGUCUUGAGAACUUCCAGGGCUGUGUCCCAUGCUCGUGUGAUCCCACUGGUACCCAGCUUGGGAACACGCUUACCAUGGAGAACCUGGCAUGCAAUCAGAACACGGGGCAGUGCUCGUGUCUCACCAAUAGGAUUGGACGGCAGUGUAAUGAUUGUCUUAGUGGUUACAAGGUAAGCCUUACCCCUGGUGGUGGCUGCCUGAACUGUGACUGUCAUGCAACUGGCUCCCUGCCUCUCACCAACUGCAAUACCCAGACGGGGCAGUGUGAAUGCAGGGGAGGCGACUCAGGUGUGACAGGAAUACAAUGUGACAUGUGCCUCAGGGGGUACUACGGGUUCAAUGAGAGGUCUGGAAGCUGCCUUAAGUGUGACUGUGAUCCAGCCGGCAGUUUAAACACGACAUGUGACCCGUUUGAUGGACAGUGUCAGUGCAAACAGUUCACGUUCAAGAGGCGCUGUGAAAGCUGUGUUGCAGGGUCCAGUUUUCUGGAUGCCUCCAAUCCUUACGGCUGUAGUAAAGCCCCUGAUCAGCAGCCUCCCCCCUCGUACGAGCCCCUUAGUUCCACGUCCAUCAAGCUGCUGUGGAAGGGACCAGACUACCCCAACGGGGUCAUAGAGCAGUACAAACUGUUCAGGAACGGCUCACUGAUAAUCUCAGUGGCGGGUAACAUUCUUACAGCAAUUGACAUUGACCUUCAGCCUUACACGAUCUACUCGUACAUAAUUGAGGCCACAAACGCGUUUGGUAGUGUCAGGAGUGCCCCAAUCUCAUUCCGGACACCAGCAGGGGCCCCUUAUGGAACUGUCGUCCUCAACGCUACAAACAUCCAGUCCAAGAGUGCCCACUUCCUGUGGAAUGCCCCACGGGUCAUGAAUGGUCCAUUAUGGAAAUACUCGUUAUAUUCGUUAAACGCUGAUAACAAAACAACUACUCAUUGGGAAGGUCAGGAUUUAGAGGUCACACUGCAGUCUCUGAUACCUUUCACUCGCUACACGUUUUACGUGAACACAUGCACCAGCGAGGGAUGUCUGAAAAGUGAGCCACUCUCGUUCCCCACGAUGUCGGCUGUCCCAGAGGGUAUGGGGGCACCUGUAGUGCUCGCAGUUAACAACACAGCUCUGAACAUCUCAUGGCUUCCACCUUCAUUUCCUAAUGGCAUCAUAAUCUUUUACGAGCUCUGGAUGCGAGGUGAGGUGGGGCCGGAUGGGCUACGGAGUCCCCCAGAGACCCGCAUCUUCCACCCCAGCGGGCAGUACAACCCGCGUGCCACCCAGAACCCCAUGGAGAACGCACUGCCCCCACCCGAAACCCAGUACAUCCUGUCUGGACUGGUGCCCUUCACCAAAUAUGAAUUCCAGGUGCUGGCAGAGAACAGUGCAGGCAAGGCUGCCAGCCCCUGGGUCUCAGGCCGCACUGGGGCCACCACUCCCCUGUCCACCCCGGCACCACGGGUCCUGGGUAUCAGUCCCUUCCAGUUGAAUGUUUCCUGGGCCCCGCCUAGCGAUGAUCAGGCAAGAGGGAUCAUCAUGAAAUACAGAGUGUAUUACUACAGAAAGACCAACCUUACUGAGAAUCCCUUUGCGCCCCCCUUCAUGUGGGAGCUGAUAUAUGAUGGAGGGGCAGACAGACGGUUCUAUAUCCUGGGCGGACUGGCCCCGUACUCAGAGCACACAGUGAAGAUGGAGGCAUGUAAUGCAGUCGGUUGUGUCAAUAGUACCGAGACCAGGGGAAGAUCCAAACAAGAUUUACCUGAGGGCCUACUGAAGCCCCUGGUGGAUGGGCUGAACUCCUCUGCUAUGGAGAUACUCUGGACCCCUCCUUCCUUCCCCAACGGCCCCACACCCUACUAUACAAUCCAGAAGACCACACCCGCCCUCAGCUACCCACCGCAAGUUAUCAGUGGUACACGCUUUCCUGGCGGAGGGUACUAUCUUUUCCCACCAGAGACCAUUCCACAGAAUGUUGACUUUACUGGUAUACGCUUCUGGUUCCGAACAAAGCAAUUGAAUGGUCUUCUGCUGUUUGCUGCGUCUGAAGGUCAACAGGACGAGUUUGUGGCUGUGCAGUUCAAGCAAGGUCGCCCAUGGUUUCUCUUUGAUCCUCAAGGGUGCCCGUCUUUUGUGUACACAACAAAUGACGAGGGAAUGAGGUACAGCGAUAAUGUCUGGCAUCAGCUGAUAGCAUGGAGGGAUGAGAACGUGGCGUACAUCGCCAUAGACAACACGUGGACAGGAUCAAGGGUGGCCUCCUGCGCAACGGGAACCAUCAUCGGACCAAACACUGGUGUGUAUGUGGGGGGACUGCCAGCAGACUUUGAGAUUCGCAGGACCAGUAAGGACACCAGACUGCAGAUCAUAGACUAUGGUUUCCAAGGCUGCAUUCGAGACAUCCAGGUGAUGCAGCAGAAGUACCCGGUAGAGUUGUGGACGACCCUCGACUGGAACAAGGCCAUACACAACGAGCUUGCCUUCCUAAAUUGGGAGGGCUGUCCCAUAAACCUCGACAAGGGCACACAUUUCAUGGGCCAGGGAUAUGCACGUUUUCCAACCGACACAUCCAUAAUUGGUACAAUGAAGACCAUAACAUUCGGUUUCCGAACCCAGAUGCACACUGGGAUAAUCUUCUUUGUACAUGGGGGAACCGGGAUCUACAUUUACUGUGCAUUGAUAAAAGGUGCAUUGCACUUUGAGUUUGGCAAUGGCCUGUUGGUGGGUUCAGUUACCUAUAAUCGACCCGAUGUGAACUUCUGUAACAGUCAGUGGUACUAUAUUACGCUGGUGAAGAAUAACCAGCAGGCAACCAUUUCUGUGAAGGAUUAUGGGACAGAAACGUCAGGGAAUCCAGACAUGGCGUUAAACGUUUUGACAUCUUCUGAGUUCUUGCUUGGCGGAAUUCCACCAAAUUCUGAAGCACAGACAUUUAUUGUGAACAACAAGCUAUCCAUACCAUUAGCAGCAUUUGGAGGUUGUUUACGUGACGUGGAGUUUGACUCUGGGCGAGAACUAGACUUCCUGAAGCAGUCGAUUGAAGUCAUCAAUGUGAACAUGGACGGGUGUGCACCCUACCACGUCCAUCCAGACCAGUGCAAGGAUGACCUCAUCACAGAGGUAUACAAUGGCACCGCUAUGAGGGCAUUGGAUACGGGACUGCACUCGUAUACCGAUUACCUGUACAGAGUGUUGGCCACAAAUGAUGCAGGCUCAGGUCGGAGCUCCUGGGGGUAUGGGCGCACCAAAGAGGGCUCCCCUGUGGGAGUGACCCCGCCCUAUGAGGCCAAGCACUACACAGGCUACCACGUGGAGUUCCACUGGCUGGCGCCGGUCAGCACGUCUGGAAUGAUGACCAAGUUUGUCCUCAAGGCAUACAACCUGGACAACACCACCCUGGAUCCAGUCGAGGCCUUGUUUACAAACACCUCCAAACGAGAAGGAAACAUGACUGGCACUAUUCCGUAUACGAGAUACAAUGUUCGAAUGGUGGCCUGUACAUCAGGUGGCUGUUCUGAGAGUCCAGAUGGGCUGAUUAUUCACACCAAUGAAGAAGUGCCAGAGAAAGUUCCAGCACCUAUGGGUCGAUCAGGAACCAACUACAUCUUUGUAACCUGGAGCCCUCCUCUUGCGCCCAAUGGGGCUCUUACAGGCUACUUCCUGUAUAUGGAUAACACCCUCGUGUACCAGGGGGGUGGGCGGGCCCACAAUGUUACCAAUGAAUUGAGGGAGUACACGUCCUACGUGUUUUACGUAAAGGCUUGCACCAGGGUUGGAUGCACCAGUGGCCCCUCGACCCCUCUUAGCACUUCACAGUUACCUCCAUCUUCUAUGAGACCCCCUGUUCUGACGGCCCUUGGCACAUCCAGUGUUCAGGCAAGAUGGGAGACUCCGGCCCAACUGAACGGUGUCCUGGAACGCUACAUCCUGUAUGUGUCCACCAUCAAGGAUGACCUUGGCAUUGCCGUCUACAACAACUCAGACUUCUUCCUGGACUAUGUUAUCAACGAUCUCACUGCAGGAAUGGUCUACUACAUCUCCGUGGCAGCCUGUACUGGCGGAGGAUGCACAGCUAGCAACGCGUCAGAAAUCCGUACAGCCGAGAGCGCUCCAGGCCUCGUUAACCCACCAACAGUUACCUCCCCUAGCCCAUCACAGCUUCAUGUCGAGUGGCAGAAACCGGGUCUACCAAAUGGGGUGAUUACCCGGUAUGAUCUGUUCCACAAUGAGUUGCCAGUCUACUCAGGGACCCGUAUGAUUUAUGACGUGGGCAGACUGCUGCCCUACAGUCUGCACACCUUUAGGAUCGUUGCCUGUACACGACAGGGCUGCAGCUCCAGCACACAGGUGAAGGCCCGCACAAUGGAGGCAACGCCAGAGGGGUUUGUCACCAUGGAGAUACAGAUGGUGGAUGCCCGCACGGUCAAGGUCAAGUGGACAAUGCCAGAGAAGGCAAACGGGGACAUGUACUUUGACGUUUACUUCGAGGGACUUUUCUAUAAGAACAAGACCAUCUGGGACUAUAGCACCGUGUUUGGGCGUAGAAGUCUUCACCGGUCCAAGACAGUGGCAGAGUGGGUUCUGAUUGGUCCGUUGAUACCGAUGUCCUCGUACUCGGUACAAGUGAACGCCUCAAACUCUGUGGGUUUCAUUCUUGGGAACGUCCUCGCUGCAGACUUACCUCCUGGUCCUCCUGAUGGUGUGAAGCCACCAGACAUGUUGUCCCAGACCCCUACCACCCUCACAGCAACAUGGCGACCAGUCGGGCGCGAAAACUCCAUGGAUGCUGCACUAUAUACACUGCAGUUUAGAGAGAUAAUGGGAAACACCAUUAUACAAGACAUAUUUGGUCCAACAACGUCAUUUACGUACACAAAAGAGAACCUGGUGGCAUAUACUCCAUACGACUUUAGACUGGUUGCUGAAAAUUCAAAUGGAGUGACAAGAUCAGACUGGGUCACUGCAACCACCAGACAGGAUCGUCCGGCUGGUUUUAACACCCCACAAGUUGUGGGCUCUGGGCCAAGGCACAUUGAUAUUGUGUGGCGCCCACCCUUGACCCCUAACGGCAUGAUCACUGAGUACCAGAUAUACCAGAAUGGCCAGUUCAGGGAAUCACUAUCGAGCAGUAUCUUGUCACUGCGAGCAGACGUGUUGCUCCCCUACACCUACUACACAUUUGUGGUGGAGGUGUGCACAACUGGGGGAUGUACAAGAAGUCAGCCUUCCACGGCCACCAGGACUCUUGAAGACUAUCCAGAAAGAAUUCUCCCCCCUAAUGCUGUAUCAUUGACCCCUGCCUCUGUGGAGUUGACCUGGGCGCCACCUAGUCUGCCAAACGGAGUCAUCUCCCUUUACAAACUAGAGAGACGCAGGGCAGGAACUGAGGCAGUGUUUACUGUGGUUUCUGUGAAGGCAGAUGCCACAUUGAAAUACGUAGACGAGGACAGUUCUUUAUCUCCUUUUGAAGAGUAUGAGUACAGACUGGUUGUCAGCAAUGGGGCUGGGGAUGGAACCAGUCCCUGGGUAUCAGUGACCACCAUGUCAUCAAGACCGGCGGGUGUCAUGCCCCCCAGGAUUCAGAUUAUUGGCCCCACAGUCAUGAAUGUGUCCUGGACCCCCCCACUGCAGCCAAACGGUCUUAUCGAAUUCUUCACUGUGCGUCUGCCAGAGCCCAGCAGGGAACAGAGAAACGUGUCUGUCUUGUGGCUCUUGUUUGAGGGGCUCACAGCUUACACUGAAUACUCUGUCACGGUCACAGCAUGUACAAGUGGUGGCUGUACCCAGAGCUAUGCAGUUAACGUCCGUACCCACGCCAUGGUUCCCAUUGGUCAGCUGCCCCCUGAGGCAACGCCCGUCUCCCAGACUAUGAUUACCCUCUUGUGGGAGGGGCCAGGCAAGCCCAACGGUCCAAAUGUCAGAUUUGAGCUGUCCAGACUUCAUAUACGACAGCCACUUGAUUCAAACGUGAACUCAACUGGGGCAGUUUGGCAGAGAAUCUACUCUGGCACAGAAUACUUCUUCCAAGAUCGCGGCCUGCCAAUGUUCACCACCUAUCGAUAUCGCAUCACGGUGAUGAAUGAUGUUGGUCAGCUGACCAGUGACCCUACUCCAGAGGUCAUGACUUUUGGAGGGUUUCCACGGCGAUCAGCAAAGGUUAAUGCCACAGCUGUUAGUCAUCGAGUGGUGGCUGUUGCUUGGGAGACACCUGGCGUAGUUGACCUACAAGGAAGCGUGAUCAACUACACCGUUCACCUGCAAAGCAGUGCUCAGAACUACACCAAAGCUCUGGGUCCUAAGGUCAACCUGACAACCUUUGGUGAUCUGAGGCCCAACUCGCAGUACAAAGCCCUUGUUACCAUAACGAUCAAUGGUGGAGCUUAUAUUACCAGUGAUCCAGUGUUUGUUACCACAUUGGAUGGUGCCCCUGAAGGGAUAGACACGCCCACCCUGAGUAUCGUCAGUGAGACAGCGAUCCGUGUGUCAUGGAUGGCCCCAAAAAUUCCAAAUGGUGAUAUCACAGGCUACCAUAUCUACAAGAACGGAGAGAAAAUCGAUACGGGACUGACUGUUCCAGGCUCCUAUGUGCUAACUGGCUUGAUGCCAUACACUGUGUAUGAAAUUAAGCUAGAGGUCUGUACCGUGUUUGACUGUGUGAAGAGCGACCCUGUUCUGGGCUCCACUCUAGAGGCCCUGCCCAACACAAUAGCGGCCCCUAGGGUGCUUCCCCUUGACCCCCAGCAGAUAGCUGUGACCUGGCAGCCCCCACUGAAACCCAACGGCAUCGUGCUGAGAUACGAUGUCUGGAGACGUAGCAUUAAACAGUGCUCAGAAAUCCCCCAGGCCACACUGAGUCCAGAGCUUACCAAGUGUACGUACAUCAAGUGUGGCAUACUGCAGAAUCUCUGUGGCUCAACAUGCUACUCAGGAACCAGGGUGUGCUGUGACGGUGUGCUACACAACAGUAAAGAUGGCUACCAGUGCUGUGGUAAGGGAUAUGUCCCCAUGAACAACAAGAGUGACGUCUGCUGCGGCGGUGUAUUCCAAACCUUCAAACCCGUUCACGUCUGCUGUAAUAACAGGUACGAGCAUGUGAUGCCAGGCAAUAUCUGCUGCCCUGACAACGCUGAGGACAGGGUUGCCAUAGGAACAGGUGAUGCAUGCUGUGGCACUACACCCUACCUCACAAGUGGCUCCCAGGUCUGCUGUAAUGGUCAGCUGCAUGAGCGCCUUAAUAAGACCUGCUGUGGAGGGGCUAUGGUUGCAGACACCAUGCAGUGUUGUGGGGACGUGACUGGCGGACAAGCGUACUCUCGUGUUGACAAAUACUCUUGCUGUGGUCAACAGUAUGUUCCUCAAGACGCCAGCUUGUGUUGUAGCAGCGAUACUGGGCAUGUUAAGGUUCACAAAUAUUCUAGCCCUGCUGCCAAGAUCUCAGCCAAUGAGAAGUGUUGUGGCAUGGAGGUGAUAUCAAAUGGACUCAGCUGCUGCAACUUCGUUGGUUACAAUUCUGCCACACAGCAUUGCGCUGAUGUAUCGAGCAAUCAAUCUGGAUGUGGCACUGGUACUGUCUGUCCCAUAGUGCUGAGAGGCCAAGCCUUUUGUGACACAUGCGACUUCAACCUGAGCACGCACACCUGCGGCUCUAUCCUUGGUUACCAUAGCAACCAGCCAACGGCCGCCCCUCCCCUGCCUACGGCAGACUGCGUUGUUAGGGAGGAGAAUAUCUUCUCUGGACUGCGCAUGGAUUUUCUGGAUGCUGGUCUCCAGCCAUACUCACAGUAUGAAUACUCUGUUGCCGUGGUGAACAGUGUGGGUUCCACCCGCAGUGAUUACACCCGCAUACGGUCCCUGCAGGCAGCUCCCUCAGGACUGAGGGCCCCUAAUGCUACCCUUGACCCCAGACAGCUCUACAUGAUCUUCCUCAGCUGGGAAGCGCCUGCGCAACCUAAUGGUGAAAUAUUGCGGUUUGUACUUGUCCGUGAUGGGAUAGAACUGUACCGAGGUCUGAAUCUGGCGUACACAGACGAUACUACCAUCCUUCCUUACCGAUCUUACACUUACGUUCUCACUGCCUGCACUGUCGCAGGCUGUGUCACAAGUCCGAAUUUGACAGUGGCCACAGCCCAGGCUGCCCCAGAAGGUGUUCACUCCCCUGCCUUGCAAGUCGUCAACUCAACAACUUUGCGUAUUGUGUGGAGAUCCCCAGACGUGCCUAAUGGCAUCAUUCGGAUGUACACAGUGAAGUUUGUGGGUGGAAAACAUAACACUGUGUAUAACUCGACAGAACUGUCGAUUAUUAUUGGAGAUUUGUUUCCGUCAACUCGCUACAACGCCUCAGUCACUGCAUGUACAGAGGCUGCAUGCACCACCAGUAAAGUGGAGUCUAUCCUUAUGCCUGAAGCUGCCCCUGAAGGUGUAUACUCUCCUAGAGUUAUCGUAAGAAAUGCGACAUCUGUUGACAUCUACUGGAUGGCACCCACCCAACCUAAUGGCAUUAUCACAUUCUACGCUCUAAUACGUGUAACCGGAAGCAACCAAGUGCGGGUGUUUCUUGGAGAAGAGUUCCAUGCCACGGAUUAUAGCCUGGUGCCUGGAAGAACUUAUAUGUACUUUGUCACAGUGGGAACGCAAGCUGGAAACACAAGCAGUGAUACAGUUUCAGUCACAAUGCCUGAUAACACCCCAGUAAAUAUUCCCAUGCCAAAAAAUGUUUCAGUAAUAAGUUCCACGCAGAUUUACGUAGAAUGGGAUGCCAUACCACCAGAGAGAGGGAUCAUCGAUCAGUACAGGGUCUUAUUAAAUGCAGGAAGAGAGCCUGCAGUGGACAGAGGUGUUGGGCUACAAACCAGUGUCAAUAUUACUGGACUGUUGCCUUUCAGAGAAUACGAGGUCAGCAUACAGGCCUGCUUGGCGGGUAUCCCCAAUGGAUGUGGAACUGGACCAGGCAAGAAAGUGAAAACAUUUGAAGCACCGCCCACUAACAUGUCUGCACCCAGUAUUCAGGCUAUUGGGCCUGACAUUGUACAAGUCACCUGGGUGCCACCUUUCAAUCCCAAUGGUGAAAUCAAGCAGUACCUUGUCUUCUACAGAACCGCUGGCUCGACAGUACAGCUUCUUAUCAACAGAGUCAGCCUAGUUGAUCAGGACAUUUUCACCAUCAUCCAUGCUGGUCCAGAGUUAUUUCCAUUUACGGAAUAUGACUAUAAAGUUGUUGCAGGUAAUUCUCAAGGCGAAGUUUCCAGUAAUUGGUCAUUGGUUCGUACAAAAGCGGCCACUCCUGUUGGACUUUCGGCCCCAAAUGUAUUAGUGACUGGUGCAUUUUCUGUCAGGUUAAGUUGGUUACCACCCAGUAAAGUCAAUGGAAUAAUCUCUCAGUAUACAGUCACGUACAAGCUUAAUACGGACAAUCCUACAUCGCCCGAAAGUUCAAGGACUAUAUCUGUGCCUGGAACUACCAUUGACACAUCGAUCAGCGGACUGGAACCUUUCUCAAGCUACCAGUUGAAAAUACAGGCAUUCAACUCUGCUGGAAACGUCUCUAGCAGUUGGGCGAAUUUCAAAACUGCUGAGUCAUCCCCGUCAGGUGUUGGUAUUUUUGAUGUUGAGAAGAUCAGCACAGGGCUUUCCGUAAUACUGCGAUGGGGAUCGCCCCUGAAACCCAAUGGUCUUAUAACAACUUUUAGAAUUUAUGAAGAAGGAUCGUCGGUGGCUGUUUUCCAAGGUUUGAGUCGAGAGUUUGAACUGCGCAGGCUAGAACCGUACACCAAAUAUUCCGUGCAGCUUGAGGCGUGCACUGCGGCAGGGUGCACAAGAAGUGUGAGCCAAUCAUUUUACACGGAAGAGACCUCACCUGAAGGUCAGACUGCACCAACUAUGGGGACUGUGACUGCAGAUUCAGCAGUUAUUACAUGGUCCAAACCAGCCCAGUCAAAUGGAAAGAUUAUGCUGUAUGAAGUGAUGCGGAAAUCCAAUCCAAGAAUUCAGAAGAGAGCCAUUUCUGAACCGGUUGUUGUUUACAGAGUUUCAAACUUAGACGCAGAUACGUUUUCUUUCAAAGACACCAACCUUCAACCAUUCACAGAGUAUCAGUACAGCAUCAAGGCCAGUAAUUCACGGGGAUUCUCAAUCAGCCCCUGGCAGUCAGUCUUCACUGAACAGGCCCCACCUGAGGGUGUACAGCCAUCUGCUGUUUCCUUGGUAACGAAUGUGAUAGAUUCAGUCAUAGUGACGUGGGUGACACCUGAUAAACCCAACGGGAUCAUUCAGAGUUACAGACUUCAACGGAAUCAAUCCACACCCUGGAGUUUUACAGCUCUGGAUGCUAAGAUGUACACAGACAUGGGGCUUACUCCUUUCACAUUCUACAGUUAUCGCAUUACGGCCUGCUCAGGAGGUGGAUGUACUACUAGCACACCAACUGUUAUUCAAACAAAAGAGGCGGCCCCAUUAAAAGUCAUCCCUCCGACAGUGUUUGCUGAAAAUUCGACCUCCAUUCGUGCAACAUGGCAAAGGCCGCAGAUUCUGACCGGUGAGAUAAAGGCUUAUCAGCUAAGAAUGGAAAACGUUGUUGUUUACGAAGGGAUGAGUUUACAUUACACCGUGAACAGUCUUGUACCGUUUAGAGACUAUAUUUUCAAAUUAACAGCUUGUACAUCUGGUGGCUGUACAGACAGUGGGGAGGUCACGGGAAAACCAUCAGAGGACGUCCCAAAGGGAAUGUCUCCGCCGAUUUUGAACGUGAUGAGCUCUAGUGCAAUAGAGGUCACGUGGUCUCAGCCCUCCUUUCCAAAUGGUGUUAUCACAUCAUAUGACGUCAGACGAGAUAACCGACUGGUGUACACAGAAAGCGUUAGUGUGACUGCCACCCUGCGUACAAUUUACACUGACUAUAACCUGACCCCAGGCAGCGAGUAUGCCUAUGUCGUUGUUGCCAGGAACCGGAUUGGCCUGGUUGAGAGUCCAGUUUCCAUGGCAAGGACGUGGGCGUCAUCUCCCAGCGGUCUCUCCCCACCUCAGCUGUCAGCAGUGUCAGCAACAUCUAUUCAGGUCACCUGGGAUUCUCCAGCCAACCCAAAUGGGGUCAUCAAGAACUACACUGUGUUCAGGGAUGGAGAGAUGGUGUACUCAGGAGGUCCCAGUCUUCUCAACUACAUCGUGCCUGGCCUACAGUUCUGGACCCAGUACACGUUCAGGGUUCAAGCCUGCACUGACAGGGGCUGCACACUGAGUUUAGGAGCCACGGGUAGAACCCUUCCCUCGCGCCCAGAGGAACAGACUCCUCCCACCCUUCUGGCAUUAGCAAAUGGGAAUGGUGCACACUCUGGCGUACUUGUUGAGUGGGAUGCGCCGCUAAAACCUAACGGUGUUGUCAGUGGCUACGAACUAACAAGGAGAGAAGUUGUUGAACUCCCAUCAGGAAUAUCUUACACCAACAUUAAGUCCAUCUACAAUGGCAGUAGCAGAUCCUAUACAGACCGGGCCUCUGAUCUGCUUCCAUACACGACAUAUGAGUAUUCUGUCACUGCAGCCAAUGUGGUGGGAAGAGUGAGCAGUCUCUGGUCACGAGUUGUAACUAAGGAGGCUCCACCCGACAACGUUCUACCACCCAACAUCAUCGAGACUAGUCCUACCACUAUCACGGUGUUGAUAACCCCACCCACUGCACCCAAUGGCAUAGUCAGAUACUACAAUGUGCUGGCCAAUGGAACGGUGUCUAGUACGGGCACCUCUCUGCAGCAGACGGUCGGCCAGACUGUGCCCCUGUUGCCCUUCCAGAGCUACUCAAUCACAGUUCAGGCCUGCACUGCAGGUGGUUGCACAACCAGUCUGGUCGUCAUGGUGAGGACUGGCUCCUCCAAACCCACCGGCCAGGAACCAGUCAGAGUGCUUGAAACGAAUAGCACAGCUGUCAAACUGGCCUGGAGUCACCCUCGUCAUCCUAAUGGAGAACUACGAAGGUUUAGCCUAUACCAAAGGCAAGCCUGCCCCCCUACCAGCCAGCCUUUCAAGCAGACGUGUUUCACCAGUGACCCGUCUAUCGUGUAUGAAGGCAUGUACAUUGAGAAGGUCAUCAAGGGGCUGGCCCCUUACACGGCUUAUGAGUUCCAGAUUCAGUCAGCCAAUGAUGCAGGGUCCAGCGACUUUCCUGUUUGGAUCCGAGCAGAAACAACAGCAGAAGCCCCUGUGUAUCAGAAAUACCCGGGGAUCACCAGGAAUGGGACACUGGCUGUGAUAGACUGGUCCACCUCCUUCUUGCUGAACAGUCGUCUCAGAGAGUACACAGUCUCACUGGACAGAAGUGUCGUGUACAACGGGGUCAACAGUCUAUAUAGCAUUGACAGAGUAAACCCCACACAAACCCUGCUGUUCACUAUUCGUGCAAUUACGGAAUCUGGGGAGGCGGAGUCGCCAGUCAUUGUCUUUGAUCCCAACGCUUCUGGUAAUAUUGGUACAACGUCUGCCCCGAUAGUCUCAACACAGUCACCGGGCACCCAGGAGUUCUUCAAGGAGAUAUGGUUUAUAGCGCUGGUAUCAGUAUUAGGUGUGCUGCUGCUGUUGGCUUUACUGGCCUGCUGUAUCAGACACUGCGGGCGCCCUCACCCCUACAUCAGAGAGAGGCUGCCACUGCACAACCAACAACAGAAACAUCCGUUCACUUUCAUGGUAGACGCCAAUGAUGGAAAUCUUGUGGCCAUGGAGAUGCCACAUGCAGUUCUGGAUGACAGGGGAGGCUACUAUCCAGGGGCUGUAACUCAAGGGGCCACUUACCCAGCAUUUGUGAAUGGGCUUGGACGCACCAGACGACUAAGCAUUGAUCAGAUAUCGGACUCGCUGUUUGAUGAUGAUUUUGAAGAGGACAGUGAGGAUUAUGACCAGAAAAAAUACUUGGACAGCGGGCACGUAAGCAGUUACGACAGUGCUAGUGUGGCUGGAAGGCACAGUUACAGUCUCAGCAAGGAACAGAUGGUGUUUACCGACACACACUUGUAACCUGGCAACAGUUUUUGGUGACAUUUAUUUGUGACAAGUUCAAGAAUGUUUAACUGGACACAUGUCACAGUCUUCAUCUAACAUACAUUUCAUAAUUGUUCAUACAAACACAUAGCACAGCUGUAUAAUAUUUGGUAAGAAAAAUUCACAUAUUUAUUGUUGAUCUCAGAAAAUGAAUCAUCAUUUAUAUUUAUAUAGGUAAGCGUAUGGCAUGUUCUUUUUAUAAACAAAAUAUGUUGUUGUUAUUCCAGUUUGUACACUUUAUUACCUGCCAAUUUGGGCUAUACAAGCAGGCAAUUAUCUGUACUAUAUCAUAGAAUUGAUAUACAUGUAUAUGAGAUGUCCUAAGCAUUGGCUUAUCAGACAUUAGUGUGGCACACCUAAGGCACUGUUUGCCACUUUCAAAUUUACUUGCAUAUGAAGAUUUUAUAUAUAUGAGAUCUUUGGAACAUUUUUAUAGAUUGGAAAGAUGUAUAAGCCAUUGGAGUUUAUGAAUACUAAUAACAUAUAUCUGUGCUCUACAAGUCCAGCAAUAUGUUUGUUUUAUUUAUUGAUUCAGGUUUUGCAAUUGACAUGACGCCUUAUCAGUGAUCGCUCCGCCCACUUUAUCACGUGGCCCAGCGGGAAGAAAACCUAGACAAGCUUACACCAAAAUGGCUUCUUUGCCUAUAGACUUCAUAUAGAUUUACGCGAUAUUCCGGAUGAUUUUAUGGACUUGUUUAACACCAUAUUACACUUGUAAAGGGGUUGAUGCCAUUAAGUUAUUCUGCAAAUGCAAAAAAUAUACGAUUAAAGAGAACAUCAGCUAUUUAUAACGGGUAAAUCGGUACAUUAAACACGCUCUCAAACGCUUGCGCGCUUACCGAAAUCGAACCCGUUAUUACGUGUAAUGGUGGUAUUUGCAAUAAAUUAACACUUCACCGGUAUUUACCCGUGUUAUUAACAAAAUUAUUACCAAAACAUUCCCCCCUACCCGUGUAUUUGACACGAAAUAGCGCUUUAUAACUGGGAAUUCAGGGAAGUUUUACGCGCUUUUUGACGCCGGGUGGGUACCUCAAUCCCACAUGUUAUUGCGUAUAAAAGUGAUAUUAAUCGUAUUAAACAUUGCUUAUGGGACAUUUAUCAAUCACUAUUAUUUAAAGUGCAAAAACAACACAGUAAGUUUGGACAUUUUCUGAUAUAAAAUUAGCGUUGUACGAAAUGGAAUAUGGUCAGGCUAUUAUAAAUUAAUAAGGCUACCAAUAUCAGAAGCUCGCGCAGGUACCGACUUCGCCGAAGUUACCGCAUUUAUUGGUUAACUAAUAUCAGUAAUAAUAACUCUUUUACAAUAGCAUUUAUCGAUAAGUCUUUAUUAAAAUAAUAACAAAAUGAUUUUCACUUGUUUCUGACACACACAGAAACGCGAUUUUUAACGGGGAUUUUGUAAAGUUACACGAAUUGGGUACCAAAAUUCUCAAUUAUUUUACAUGCACACGUGACAUAAUACAUACUUAAUAAUGCUUAGUUAUUGCUUUUAUGACAUUUCAAGUUUGUGAAAUAAAUUAAUGAUCUAUAAAGGGGAUCUCGGUAAUUCUUGAAGCUUUCACUCGCUCUUAUCAAGACCACAUUGCCGCGUUGGAAAUGGUAUAAAUUUAAUUCAUCUAACUUAUCUUUCUGGAUACCAAAUAUUAGAGUUGCAUUAACGCUUUUUACGUCGGUUUUGCCAUAUUUCAUAUCCGUUUUUUAAUCCAAACAAAAUAAACGAAACUCAUUUAAAAAAUGAGAUCUAGGCAUUCGAGCUCCUAGUGUGGAUUAAAAGCGUUUAUUGGUGACACCACAUGAGUGCAAAUGUUUAGAUGCCGUUAAUAAGAUAAUAUAGCACAUGUUUACUUCAAAUAACAUGUAUGAUGUCAAUUAAGUGCAUUACUAUCAGAGUAAUAAAACACAGCAUGAAUUAGGCUUCAUGCUGGGUUUUAUUUCUCUUUAAGUAAUGCAGAUGAACCUCACUUCUGACCUAGUAACUGAUAAACCUAUUUUUUAAAAAGUGAAAUAUUAUGUGAUAAUCAGAUCGAUAACAUAAACUAUUUAAAUCUGCUAGUAUAUCUGAUUAAAAUAUAUUAUAAUUGUCUUUGACAGUGUUGACGUUAAGUUGUUCGUGGUGACGACCGCAUGUAUUUAUACAUCUCUUACACUUCUCAAGAUCUCUUUUCGGCUUUGGAAACGAUAUAAAUUAAAUGUCACCAACUAAUCUUUCAGGAUAUCCAUUGUCCGAGUUACAUAAUCCCCAUUGACACCGUUUAACCAUUUUUAAUCGGUUUUUUUUAAAGAGGAAAACAAAAGAAACUCGUUGGAAUAAAAGUGAACCUAAACAUGUAGCUUGUCUAGAAAAUGGCGGACAGGUCGUUGCUAACGAGUGUGCCCGAUUAAUCGAUCGCUGAUUGGUGGAUCAAUUCUAG
This is a messenger RNA of Dreissena polymorpha, 17778 nucleotides long. Its product is annotated as usherin-like. Lineage: Eukaryota; Metazoa; Mollusca; Bivalvia; Myida; Dreissenidae. Gene Ontology annotation, molecular function: protein binding. The record is from RefSeq and is a predicted model, not a curated record.